AAUUCCACACACACACACGAAAAAAAACUUAAAUAUUGAAUCAGUGGUGUGUAACUAGCAAAAAAAACGGUGCUGUGUGUCAUGUUAAAACUUCGCGCUGGAACAUGUUAACAUGGUAAUUGAUUUUAUGGUCUCUCUCAAUCUUUGAUUGCCCUAAUUUUUGAACUCUGUUGCAGAUACGAUCGAUGCAUGCAUAAAUCUUUUGACGAAGCUUGUUACAUAAGCACUUCUCAUGAUAAGUGCUUCUGAAAUAAGCCGCAAAUAAAUUGUUUAUCCAUAGGAUCAAAGCUUAAAAGGAGCUUAUAGGUGCAUAUGGAUCGACUCAAUGGUUCCUCCAAUCUAAUGAUAGUUUCAGAUCUUGAUUACACAAUGGUAGACCAUGAUGAUCCCGAAAACCUUGCUCUGCUUAGGUUUAAUGCGCUAUGGGAAGCUUAUUAUCGGCAUAAUUCUCUACUAGUUUUCUCCACUGGGAGAUCACCUACUAUAUAUGGAGAGUUGAGAAAGCAGAAGCCUUUGUUGACUCCCGAUAUAACGAUAAUGUCUGUGGGAACUGAGAUUACAUACGGGGAAUCCAUGGUGCUCGAUGAAGGGUGGAAAAAGUAUCUGGAUCAUAAAUGGAACAGGGACAUAGUUGUCGAGGAAUCAGCUAAGUUUCCCGAGCUUGUUAGUCAAUCAGAAACAGAGCAACGGCCUCACAAGGUUAGCUUCUAUUUGGAGAAAGGGAAGGCAUCAAAAGUCAUGCAAGCUCUCUCAGAAGGUUUAGAAAAGCGCGGGUUAGAUGUGAAAAUAAUUUUUAGCAAUGGUAUUGCUUUGGAUAUAUUACCCCAAGCUGCUGGCAAAGGACGUGCCCUUGCUUUUCUGCUUGAGAAAUUAAAAGCAGCUGGACUAGGACCACUCAACACUCUUGUUUGUGGUGAUUCUGGAAAUGAUGCUGAACUGUUCGGUGUACCUGAUGUAUAUGGUGUCAUGGUCAGUAAUGCCCAAGAAGAAUUGGUUGAAUGGUAUGCAGAAAAUGCAAAGGACAAUGCACAAAUAAUUCAUGCAACAGAGAGAUGUGCAGCUGGUAUUGUGCAAGCUAUUGGUAACUUCACUCUUGGUCCAAGUGUUUCUCCAAGAGAUAUUAGAGACUCAAUGUUAAACAUGAAAAUUCUUAGUCUUGAUCAUGAAGUAGUGAUGUUCUACCUAUUUUAUGAGAGAUGGAUGCAUGGAGAAAUUGAGAAUUCUGAGCAGUAUAUACAAAAUCUGAAAUCAAUAUUUCAUUCUACUGGAAAUUUUGUCCAUCCCUCAGGAGUUGACCAACCUAUGCAACAAAUUAUAGAAACUUUACCAAAGGUAUUUGGCCAGAAGCAGGGCCUAGACUUUUGGGUUUGGAUUGAUCGUGUAUCUUUUGCAGAGGUUAGUUUGGGCUCAUGGAUGGUCAAAUUUGACAAGUGGGAAUUAUCUGGGAAUGAGUUAAGGGGUUGUCUAACAAAGGUUUUGAUGAAUUCAAAGGUUGAUGCACCAAAUGAGUUUACAUGGAUGCACAUACAUCAGACUUGGUUGGAUGGCUCAAAAGGAAAGGAUAAUACACCUUGGUUUGUGUAGCUCAGUAUGAGGGAUGAGAAUCUGCACUCGCACCUUAGAGGUGACCAACAUGGGAGGUUCUACAUAUAGUUGGACCCUUAUUGAGUCUUUGCAUCUUGUGUUUAGGCAGAAGAAAAUCAAUUAGUGAGUAAUGUAUAUAUUUGGGAGAUAAGUUAAUCUUGUAUAAGUCCAAUAAACAACCAUCAUGGUCAAGAUUUUCAUCAGAAGUCGAGUACAAAGCUAUGGCCUUUAUGGUAUGUGAAAUUCAAAUAGUUAAUCUAUCUCCUUUAACAUUUUCAAUUAUACUUUU
This is a messenger RNA of Lathyrus oleraceus (garden pea), 1873 nucleotides long. RefSeq names its product sucrose-phosphatase 1. Gene Ontology annotation, molecular function: magnesium ion binding; sucrose-phosphate phosphatase activity. The coding region runs from base 313 to 1584 and encodes 423 amino acids. The transcript is spliced from 10 exons. The record is from RefSeq and is a predicted model, not a curated record. Gene Ontology annotation, biological process: sucrose biosynthetic process. NCBI's taxonomy places the organism in Eukaryota, Viridiplantae, Streptophyta, Magnoliopsida, Fabales, Fabaceae.